Messenger RNA from Caenorhabditis sp. 36 PRJEB53466, 1478 nucleotides. The record is from the annotation of a GenBank genome assembly. NCBI's taxonomy places the organism in Eukaryota, Metazoa, Nematoda, Chromadorea, Rhabditida, Rhabditidae.
AUGUUGCACGUGGAUCUCGCCGACAGUCUCUACUCGGAGACGGUGAGAGUUACGGCGAGCGGAUUGGAGGAGUGGACGAGUUAUCAGUUGGUGUUACGGUGAGUUGGGGCUGAGUUUUCCUACUUCCUACAUUCGCUAACUUUUUGUAUUAUAUUCCAGACUCUAUGACUCGAACAAAUCUUCGAAUGCCGUGUUUCAAUCGGACAGCCUCGGAUUCAUAGACCUUUCGAGAGAUGCUCCGCUACGAGGAUCUUAUCAUGGUACGCAUCAGAGUUGAGCGGAUGAACACGGAAGAAUUUUUAUCUUUUUUAGAAAAUUUUUUCAUGAAAUAUGAUCAACUGACGAAAUGUAUAGCAAAGUGAACUCUGUUCAUAGAAAAAUAACUGUAAAUUUAGCGAUUCAUACAAAACAGUUAUUCGAGUUGUUGCGUGAAAAUGUCCUUCCGUCUUCGGUUAGCCCUUAACUUUUUUGUAUGAAAAGCUAAAUUUACAAUUAUUUUUCUAUGCGCAGAGUUCAAUUUGCUGUACAUUUCGUCAGUUGAUCACAUUCCAUGAAAAAAUUUUCUAAAAAAGAUAAAAAUUCUUCCGUGUUCUUCCGCUCAACUCUGGUACGCAAUGCGUGUUUCAGACCCCAAAACUUAUAGGGUUUUUCCAGAUGUGAACCCGAUGGGCCUCUUCACUUCUCCACUACUUUCAGCAGAAGCUAUCGGAACUACUACGUGCUGCUAUUAUAGGCUAGAGUAAGCGUAGCAACACUCAUAAUAGAAAAAGUUGAAAAUUUCACAGAAUUCUCGACAGUUAUGGACAUCAUGUGGAUGGGGUCAACUUGAAAAGACGAUUCCUUCAUCCACUGGUCACUAGAAUCGCAGUUGAAGAUUCGGAAUUGUCUGGACUACUGUACAAACCGCCGGGAAAUGGACCUUUUCCUUCGGUUAUUGUUUCAAAACGCGCAGAACGCAUGGCAAUGAAACUCGCUUCUCAGGGAUUUCUAGUGUUUAGCGCACUUUUGGAGAUGGUACGGAGCUCUUGUGAUUUCUGUUUUCUCAAGUUUUUGUUCAGAAGUCUCUCGAGUAUGUGCUCAACUUACCGUAUUCCAAUGGAAAACUCGGUGUGAUGAGAUCGUCCAACUUCUUAGCUAUUCAGCAUCUACUGGUGCGAAGACUCUGUUCACAGUAAUCCGGAUAAACUUGAUUCCAGACGAGCCCAUGUCAAAAUAGAGAACCCUACAAUAUUGCAGAAGUGUCCCAUGAAACUGAAUGUCCUGCUGAGGUACGGAGUGUCUAGAAGUUACACUUUCAGAGGUUUUACCGCUUUCAGAUGCAUCAACUCACAUUUUUUGGCGGAAAACAAUCCAGCUCUCACGAAUCACUUUUAAAUUUCUGCAAACGGAGCCUGGGAAGCCCGCCGGAUAUCCAGGAUUGGAAUAGAGAAAAGCCAGUGAUAAUGCCACGCAAAACUGUUUUUUAUAGUCGAUUGUGA